AUGACUCCCAUUGGUGAAAAGAGAAACCGUGUUCUCACCACUACACGGUUUCCAACAGCAGCAGAUUGCCAAAUGGCAUUGAGCACCCAAAGAGACCCUUCCUUUCUUCCUUCACCUGAUCAGUCUGCUCCUCAACCGAACCACGAUGUGUUUUUGAGUUUCAGGGGUGAGGACACUAGAAAUAGCUUUGUAUCCCAUUUAUACCAUGAAUUGCAGCUCAGGGGCAUUAAAACAUUCAAGGAUGAUCCAAAGCUUGAAAGAGGGACAGCUAUUUCUUCGGGGCUCUUCAACGCAAUCGAAGAAUCAAGGCUUGCAAUCGUUGUCCUCUCGCCAAAUUAUGCAUCUUCUUCCUGGUGCUUGGAUGAGCUUACAGAGAUUCUCCAAUGCACGAAACCCAAGGGCACAAUUCUGCCAGUGUUUUAUCAUGUGGAUCCCUCCGAUGUGAGAAAACAAAGCGGCAGUUUUGCGUGCGCGUUCGCUGAGCAUGAGGAAAGGUUUAGGGAAGACAGAGAAAGAGUGAAGAGCUGGAGAACUGCUUUAACUGAAGUGGCCAAUUUAUCUGGGUUUGAUUCAAAGAAUGAGUGUGAAAGAAGGCUUAUUGAAAAUAUUGUUGAAUGGGUGUGGGAGAAAGUGCAUCACAGAUUCAAAUUGUUAGAUUCCAAAGGGUUAGUGGGAAUGAAGUUUAUACGUGAGCAAGUAGAUUUGCUUUUAGCUCAUCCUACGGAUGAUGUUCGCUUUAUAGGGAUAUGGGGGAUGGGCGGAAUUGGCAAAACAACCAUUGCUCAGCUAGUUUAUGAUAGCAUUUCUACCCAUUUUGAAGUUAGCAGCUUUCUUGCUAAUGUUAGAGAGGUUUCUCAACGUGGUAAUCUUGUUGAUCUACAAAGACAACUUCUUUCCCCAAUCUUAAAGGAUCAAAUUACUCAAGUUUGGGAUGAACAGUGGGGAACCUCCGUCAUUAAGAAUUGCUUGUAUAAUAAAAAGGUUCUUCUCAUUCUUGAUGAUGUGAGUGAAUCAAGCCAACUUGAAAAGUUGGCUGGUGAAAAGGAUUGGUUUGGUAAGGGGAGUAUAAUCAUUAUUACAACUAGAGAUAAACGGUUGCUAGUUAAACAUGAUAUACAUAUAUCAUAUAAGGUAGAGGCGUUAGGUCAUGAUGAUGCUCUUGAGCUCUUUAGUCGGAAUGCCUUUAAAAAAAAUGAGCCUGAGGAAGGUUUCUUGGAAUUGUCCAAGGGUUUUGUAAAUUAUGCCAGAGGCCUUCCACUAGCUCUUAAACUUUUGGGAUGCUUAAUGUAUAAGAGAGAUGAAGAUGAAUGGGAAAGUGAAUUGGAUAAGCUGCGGAAAAUUCCUAAGUCAGAAAUGAUUGAUUUGUUCAAAAUAAGUUAUGAUGGACUAGAUGAGAUGAACAAGAAUAUAUUUCUUGAUGUUGCAUGUUUACAUAAGGGGAGGGACAAGCGGCAAGUAAUUGAAAUACUAGAGAGUUGUGGCCUAUGUGGUUGUGUUGGGAUAAAUGAUCUCGUUCGGAAAUCACUCUUAACUAUAUCAAAUGGGAAUGUUGAGAUGCAUGAUUUGAUACAAGAAAUGGCAUUGGAAAUUGUUCGUCGAGAGUGUCCUAAAGAGCCUGGUAGACGAAGUCGAUUGUGCAAUUAUGAUGAUAUCUCUCAUGUAUUCAUAAAAAAUACGGCAACGGACAAAAUUAGAGGCAUUAGCUUACGCACGUCGACAGUUGAAAAGACAAAUUGGAAUUGUAAAGCUUUCUCUAAGAUGAGACUUGCCGAACUUGAAAUACUGAACCUCGGUUCCUCUAAAAGGUUGACCACAACCCCAGAUUUCAGUGGCAUGCCGAAUCUUGAGGUGUUGAAUUUUGAAUUUUGUGAUAAUUUGGUUGCGAUUCACCCGGCAAAUGAAAAUUUUGUCAACCAUAAUUUCCAGCAGACGUCAAUUGAGAAAUUACCUUCAUCAAUAGGAUGUCUAGUUGGCCUUAGUGGUCUGAUGUUAUCGGAUUGCAAAAAUCUCGUGGGUCUUCCGAGUGAAAUUUGUAAUUUGAAGUCUCUUAAAUACAUGUGGGCGAAAGGAUGCUCAAAAAUUGACAAACUCCCAGAGAAGUUGGGGGAGAUGGAGUGUUUACAGGUGCUUCAAUUGCACGGAACUUCUAUAAGACAGUUGCCACGUUCCGUCGUUGGUUUGAAAAAACUUUACAGUCUAUCUUUGGGUGGAUGUGAAUCAAGGUUACCGUCUAGGCUUUUGUGUUGCCUCCCCCUCUCAUAUGAAAGAAAGGCUUUUGUGUUGGCUUCGCUUGAUGGUUUAUUCUCUUUGAAGUAUUUGGAUCUGAGUAAUGGUGGUGUUUGUGAAGGGGAUCUUCCCAGUGAUAUUGGCUGCUUGUCCUCUUUAGUAGAAUUAAAGCUUAGUGGAAACAAUUUUGUUAGCCUUCCUGCAAGCAUUGGAUGUCUUUCUAAGCUUGAGUUAUUUUGGGUGAAUGGGUGCCAAAGUCUUGAACAAUUGCCAGAUAUUUCUAAGCUUAUCUCAUUGGUGGAUAUAGACAUAGCCAAUUGCACUUCCUUGAAAAUGUUACCACAUCUUUCGUCAAAUUGCUCAUUAGUACAAUUUAGCAAUUGCUUUGUAUUGGUUGACAAUGAAGGCUGCGAUAGUAUAAUACUGAAAAUGCUACAGCGAUACCUUCAGGUAAUCCCUAGGCCUCCAUACAAAUUCGAAAUUGUAACUCCUGGAAGGAAAAUUCCAGAGUGGUUUAGUAAUAAAAGUUUGGGAGAUUCCCUAACUGUGGAGCUACCUACCAUGUGGAUGGGAAUUGCUUUAUGUGCUGUGUUUGAAGUUCAGGCUCAUCUUUCUGAUUUUCAUUAUUUUCAAAUUAGCUGUUCCGCACAAGGAAUGCGGCCACAUGGAGUACUUUCAAAAUAUUUUAAAAUAGGCGAUGUUGUGUCAGAUCACCUUUGGGUAAUUUAUGUAUCUCGUAAACAAUUUGAGAAUAUAUGCGGUCAGAUAAAGGUUUUCUUUACAACUUAUUAUUCUCAAGACAUAAUGUGGGGAGACAAAAAAUCUUGUGUGAAGAAGUGUGGGUUUCGUUUGGUGCACGAGCAAGAUGUGGAACAACUCAACCAGAUCACGAUGAAAAAAUCCAUCAUCAAGAGCACUACUACUUGUCCUACCAAAUUAGCUGAUGCACAAGGUCAACAACGCCAUGAUGACGAGGAGGCUAGUCCUAGUGGAAGUGGUAGCUCUCACCAAAAAUCUCUCUUCUGCAAUGCCUAUGCUCUUUUCGAAGAGGCAGACCAAGAUGAAUUAAAUGAUGAUGAUGAUGAUGAUGAUGUUGAUGAAGGUCGGCCCAGAAAAAGAAAAAAGAUCGAUGUGUUUGGGAUUGACUUAUGA
Molecule: messenger RNA, 3378 nt
Organism: Prunus armeniaca (apricot)
Lineage: Eukaryota; Viridiplantae; Streptophyta; Magnoliopsida; Rosales; Rosaceae
Source: the annotation of a GenBank genome assembly